CAGACAAAUCGUUGAAAGAGAAGAAGAAAAAAACAAAGUCGUACUACGCGACUCUCUCUAUCUAUAUUUCCUUUGGGAGCAAGGCGGUCUAUAUCGCUCUCAACUUGUAUACCCUAACCCAUAUAUAUAUUCUUCUUCUUCCUUAACUCCAUUUUCUCCUACCACAGUCUCUCUCUCAUCUCCCUGAGAAAACAAGGGACUCAAUCGAAAUCUCCUGCGUUUUUCUUUUUCCCCUGAGAUUGUUCGUUGAUUUUUGUUUUUUUUCCUUCCGUAUCUUCUUGUUGUUGUCAGAAGAACUUUAUUGUGUGUGUAUAGUUUACACCCAAUUGCUCCAACACUGACGGGUACAGGAUCUGGUUCUCUGUUUGUGGAUUCAAGGAAGAAUAUGAGCUUUCAAGUCAGGAGAGACAGGAACAACGGUGGUGAUAGGUCUCGAUUCAAUUCUCAGCAAACCUGGAUUCCUAGAAACUCAUCAUCUACCUCCGUGGUUGUGCCAAAUGAGCCUACGCUUUUUCCUAAUCCAGAUAGAAAUUCUGAAAGCCGUGAUGCCGCUGCUCCCUCCCAUCCUGCUUAUCUGCAAAGGCAGCUAAACGGCUCUGCUCCUCCGCCCUAUAGCCAGCAACAAAGAAGUAAUAACAUUGGUCCACGUCCACCUAAUCGGCAAAGAAGAAAUGAUGCUGCCGGAACUCUGCCUGUUAACCACCAGCAUCAAAGGAGUGAUUACAUUGGUCCACCUCCACCUAAUCAACAAAGAAGAAAUGACGCGGCGGGGAUUCUGCCUGAGAACCAGCACCAAAGGGGUCCACCUCCACCCAAUCGACAAAGAAGAAAUAAUGCUUCAGGAACUCUUCCUGAUAAUCGUCAAAGAGUUUCAUCUAGGACGCGGCCUGUGUAUCAGGGGAAAAGGGUAGCUAAGGAGGAGGAUAUUGUGGUGAUGACAGACCCAAACUUGCCUCAACUUGUUCAAGAGCUACAGGAGAAACUGGUUAAGAGUUCUAUUGAGUGUAUGAUUUGCUAUGACAAGGUUGGGCGAUCUGCCAAUAUCUGGUCUUGCUCCAGCUGUUAUUCCAUUUUCCAUAUGAAUUGUAUCAAGAGGUGGGCUCGAGCACCUACUUCUAUCGAUUUACUGGCUGAGAAAAAUCAAGGUGAUAAUUGGAGAUGUCCAGGUUGCCAAUCUGUUCAGUUGACUUCCUCCAAAGAGAUUAGCUAUCGGUGCUUUUGUGGGAAGAGGAAAGAUCCACCGUCCGAUCCAUAUCUCACUCCACACUCAUGCGGGGAACCAUGUGGGAAGCCUCUGGGGAAAGAGUUUGCGGCAGCUGAGAUAACUAAAGAGGAUCUUUGUCCUCAUGUCUGUGUGUUGCAGUGUCAUCCUGGUCCAUGUCCUCCCUGUAAGGCGUUUGCUCCACCUCGUAGUUGUCCUUGUGGUAAGAAGAUGGUUACUACCAGAUGUUCCGAGCGGAGAUCUGUUCUUGUUUGUGGGCAGCCUUGUGAUAGGCUUCUCAAUUGCGGGCGCCAUCAAUGUGAAAGGACAUGCCACAUUGGCCCUUGUGAUCCUUGUCAGGUACUGGUAAAUGCCACGUGUUUCUGCAAGAAAAAAGUGGAGACUGUUAUAUGCGGAGAUAUGAAUGUGAAGGGAGAGUUGAAAGCAGAAGAUGGUGUGUAUUCAUGCUGUUUUAAUUGUAGGAAGCCGCUUGGAUGUGGUAAUCAUUUCUGCUCCGAUGUUUGCCAUCCCGGACCUUGCGGGGACUGUGACUUGCUGCCCAGUAGAGUUAAGACAUGUUAUUGUGGGAAAACGCGUCUAGAAGAACAGAUCAGACAGAGUUGCUUGGACCCAAUUCCUUCUUGUUCAAGUGUAUGCAGGAAGCUUCUUCCUUGUAAGUUACAUACUUGCAAUGAAGUGUGCCAUGCAGGUGAUUGCCCGCCUUGUUUAGUCCAAGUAAACGAGAAAUGCCAGUGUGGGUCAACAUCCAGGGCUGUGGAAUGCUACAUUACAACUUCUUCAGAGACAGAGAAGUUUGUGUGUGCUAAGCCAUGUGGGCAUAAGAAGAACUGUGGGAGACAUAGAUGUAGCCAGCGUUGCUGUCCUCUCAUGAACGGGAAGAAGAACGAUCGAUCAGGCGACUGGGACCCGCACGUCUGCCAAAUACCUUGUGGGAAGAAGCUAAGGUGCGGGCAACAUUCCUGUGAAUCUUUGUGUCACAGUGGACAUUGCCCUCCUUGUCUCGAGAUGAUCUUUACUGAUCUUACAUGUGCUUGUGGAAGAACUUCGAUUCCUCCACCACUACCGUGUGGGACACCUGUUCCUAGCUGUCAGCAUCCAUGCUCGAUUCCUCAGCCUUGUGGCCAUUCUGCUACGCAUGGAUGCCAUUUUGGAGAUUGUCCUCCUUGUUCUGCCCCUGUGGAAAAGAAGUGCGUUGGUGGCCAUGUGGUUCUCAGAAACAUACCUUGUGGGUUGAAAGACAUUAGAUGUAACAAGAUUUGUGGAAAGACGAGGCGUUGUGGCAUGCAUGCUUGUGCCAGAAGUUGUCACCCAGAGCCUUGUGACAGCUACAAUGAAUCUGAAGCAGGUAUGCGUGUUACAUGUGGACAGAAGUGUGGUGCUCCUAGAAGAGAUUGCAGACACACUUGUGCCGCACUCUGCCAUCCUUCUGCGCCCUGCCCUGAUCUAAGAUGUGAAUUUCCAGUCGCGAUUACUUGUUCAUGUGGUCGCAUAUCCGCUACGGUCCCUUGUGAUGCUGGAGGAAGAAGUGCCAACAGUUCUAAUGUUUUCUCUGCGGCUUAUGAUGAAGCCUCUAUUUUGCAGAAGCUUCCAGCGCCACUUCAGCCUGUUGAGUCGAGCGGAAACCGAAUCCCUCUUGGGCAGAGAAAGCUUUCGUGUGAUGACGAGUGUGCUAAGCUGGAGCGUAAGCGGGUUCUCCAAGAUGCAUUUGAUAUUACUCCCCCAAAUCUGGAGGCAUUACAUUUCAGCGAGAGUUCUGCUAUGACAGAGAUUAUUUCAGACCUUUACAGGCGUGAUCCGAAGUGGGUACUGGCUGUUGAAGAGCGCUGCAAGUUCCUGGUACUUGGGAAAGCCAGAGGAAGCACAAGUGCCCUUAAGGUCCAUGUCUUCUGCCCGAUGCAAAAAGAUAAACGAGACACGGUUCGGCUUAUAGCUGAGAGGUGGAAACUUGGUGUUAGUAACGCAGGAUGGGAGCCAAAACGGUUUACAGUAGUUCACGUAACAGCAAAAUCAAAACCGCCAACACGGAUCAUUGGAGCUAGGGGUGGUGCUAUCUCGAUAGGAGGGCCACACCCACCGUCCUUUGAUCCACUGGUGGACAUGGAUCCUGGACUUGUGGUUGCCUUAUUGGAUCUUCCGAGAGAGGCAAAUAUCAGCGCCUUGGUACUCAGAUUUGGGGGUGAAUGUGAGCUUGUUUGGCUGAAUGACAAGAAUGCUUUAGCCGUGUUCCAUGAUCAUGCCCGAGCUGCCACUGCCAUGAGGAGGCUUGACCACGGUUCAGUAUACUAUGGAGCUGUGGUUGUCCAGACCGGCGGGCAAUCUUCUUCACAUAGUAAUGCAUGGGGAAAAUUACCUGGCGGUUCAGCGUGGGAUGUUCAUAAAGGAAAUCCAUGGAAAAAAGCUGUGAUUCAGGAGAGUGAUGACUCCUGGGGAGCUGAAGAUUCCCCCAUUGGAGGAUCAUCUAGAGAUAUUCAAGCCUCUGCUUUGAGAUCAGCAAAGAGCAACAAUCCAAUUGCUACCUCGGUUAAUCGUUGGAGCGUUUUGGAGCCUGAGAAGGCCAGCAGCACGUCCAGUUUAGAGCCAAUUACUCAGCCUCAUAUAGAAGAGAGCAGCAGUUCAAAAGCUGCGGAUGAACAACCGGUGGAAGGCUCUGGUGAAGAAGUGGUGGAUGACUGGGAGAAGGUAUGUGACUGAGAGCAUAUGCCGAUGACUGUGAUUCUUUUUCAACUUCUUUUCGAUGUAUAAAAACGGCAGGUUGUUCAGAUGUGUAUGCGUGUGCGACUGCUGUGACGAGCUGGGUCUUACACCCAUUUCAGAGCUUAGGUGUUUAGUCAGUGACGUGCCGUUUUUGUCUUGGCAUCUUUGACGUUUAUUUUGGUUAUAUGUGAACUAUUUGAUUGUUCUGUUGGGGUGUAUUGUGUGAACCGGCAUUUAAUAUUGUAACACUUUUUUUUUUGUUCUUAACAAAUGCAACUUGAAGUAAUAAAUACAUUCUAAGGUGAUAA
Messenger RNA from Camelina sativa (false flax), 4224 nucleotides. Its product is annotated as NF-X1-type zinc finger protein NFXL1. Gene Ontology annotation, cellular component: nucleus. Gene Ontology annotation, biological process: regulation of DNA-templated transcription. The record is from RefSeq and is a predicted model, not a curated record. Gene Ontology annotation, molecular function: RNA polymerase II transcription regulatory region sequence-specific DNA binding; DNA-binding transcription factor activity, RNA polymerase II-specific; zinc ion binding. Lineage: Eukaryota; Viridiplantae; Streptophyta; Magnoliopsida; Brassicales; Brassicaceae.